CACACCUGCGUGUCCACAGGUUCCCUCCCGUCAUGGCUGCAGGGGACGCUGCUCAGGAACGGACCUGGACUUUUCUCUGUCGGCGGCUCCGAGUACAACCACUGGUUCGACGGCCUGUCGCUCAUCCACAGCUUCACCUUCAGCAACGGUGAAGUAACUUACAGAAGUAAGUUUCUGAAGAGCGACACCUACAAAAGAAACAUCAAGGCCGACAGAAUCGUCGUUUCCGAGUUCGGAACCAUGAUCUAUCCAGAUCCCUGCAAAAACAUCUUCUCCAGGGCGUUCACUCACCUCUGCAACGUCAUGCCCGACUUCACCGACAACAACUUGAUCAACAUCAUCCGUUACGGUCAGGACUACUACGCCUCCUCCGAGGUCAACUACAUGAACCAGAUCGACCCAGUGACUCUGGAAACUGUCGGCAGGAUAAACUACAGAAACCACAUCGCUCUGAACUUGGCGACGGCUCAUCCUCACUACGACGACCAGGGCAACACCUACAACAUGGGCACCGCCAUCAUGGGCCUCGGCCCGCCCACAUACGUCAUCUUCAAAGUCCCCGCUGAUGCUUCAGAUAAAGAGCGAAACAAGCCGGCGUUGAGGAAAGUGCAGAAGAUUUGUUCGAUUCCCUUUCGAUCCACUUUGUCCCCGAGCUACUUCCACAGUUUCGGCAUGACCGAGAACUACAUCAUCUUCGUGGAGCAGCCGCUCAAGCUGGACAUCGUCAGACUGGCCACCGCCUACUUCAGAGGAGUCAACUGGGGGAGCUGCCUCAAAUUCGACAAGGAUGACAUCACACUGUUUCACGUCGUCAACAGAAAGACGGGCAGGGCGGUGAGAACCCGUUUCUAUAGCGACGCCCUGGUGGUCUUCCACCACAUCAACGCCUACGAGGACGACGACCACGUGGUGUUCGACCUGAUCACCUACAAAGACAGCAACCUGUACGACAUGUUCUACAUCCAGAACAUGACACAAGCGGCCAGCAGCUUCAUCCAGUCCAACCAGAGCUUCUCUCCACCGACCUGCCAGAGGUUCGUCCUGCCGCUCAGCGCCCACAAGGAAUCUCCCAGAGGAACAAACCUGGUGACGCUGACGGACACAACGGCCCAGGCGGUGGUGCAGGAGGACGGAUCCGUCUACUGUCGGCCCGACCUUAUCUUCCAAGGGCUGGAGCUGCCAGGAAUCAACUACAGCUACAACACUAGGAAGUACAGAUACUUCUACGGCUCCAGGGUGGAGUUUUCUCCUCAUCCCAACAAGCUCGCCAAGGUCGACAUCGUCACCCGGGAACACGUGGAGUGGACGCAGGACAACUGCUUCCCCUCAGAACCGGUGUUUGUGGCGUCUCCAGGGGCCGUGGAGGAAGACGACGGAGUGAUCCUGUCGUCCGUCAUCUCUCCAGAUCCCAACAUUUCUCCGUUCAUGCUCAUCCUCAACGCCAAGAACUUUGAGGAAGUCGCCCGGGCCUCGAUUCCCGCCAGCAUCCACAUGGACCUUCACGGAUAUUUCAUCUCGGCCGUUUAACCACCAACACGUCGGCUUCGAUCUUAUUUAUUCUCUUAUGUACAUUCUGUAAUAUCUGACUUCUGUGAAAACUAAAUAUUUGAAAAUCAUUCUUGAUUCUUUUUUAAAUUCACGGACUUGAAGCUUUUUCUCUUUUGACUUUUCACAGGAUUUCUUUUCUCCGUUGGUUUUUUUAAAUCACACU
This is a messenger RNA of Paralichthys olivaceus (Japanese flounder), 1711 nucleotides long. Lineage: Eukaryota; Metazoa; Chordata; Actinopteri; Pleuronectiformes; Paralichthyidae. The record is from RefSeq and is a predicted model, not a curated record.